GUCAGGUUGAGGAGGAAAAGGUAAAAAAAAUGGUUGCUGAGGCUCAAAAAGCCUUGGAUAAAGCCGGUAACAAAAAAAUAAUUGCGAAAAAGAAAGUCAACCGACAAAAGGUGUUUGUUCUUGGUGAUUUUUCGGUUAAACUUAACCGCCGAAAGCAAUUCUCAAUGGUAGAGCAAUUGACUCUUAAUCAAGAGGUUGGAGGUUCGAAUCCUCUACAAGGCACCAAAAUAUUAGUUAUGGGAAAGGCUUAA
Molecule: messenger RNA, 251 nt
Organism: Racocetra persica
Lineage: Eukaryota; Fungi; Glomeromycota; Glomeromycetes; Diversisporales; Gigasporaceae
Source: the annotation of a GenBank genome assembly